Molecule: messenger RNA, 705 nt
Organism: Penicillium odoratum
Lineage: Eukaryota; Fungi; Ascomycota; Eurotiomycetes; Eurotiales; Aspergillaceae
Exons: 2
Coding region: 1-705 (234 amino acids)
Cellular component (GO): nucleus
Molecular function (GO): DNA binding
Source: RefSeq, a predicted model, not a curated record
AUGCCACCAAAACGUGCCCAAAAAGCUCGAAAUUCAACCGAGCAGGAGGGUAGGAUCCUACUAGCCAUCAAAGCCAUUAAAAACGACGAAUUUAUGUCUAUCCGCCAAGCUGCACGCGUUUUUACCAUACCCGAAAGCACGCUCCGAGACCGUCUACGCGGACGCACCUUUUACGCAGAUAUACGCGCAAACUCUCACAAAUUGACCAAAAACGAAGAGAUAUCGCUUUAUGAAUGGAUAAUACCUAUGGACGACCGUGGAUCUGCCCCACGACCCUCCAUGGUGGCAGAUAUGGCCAAUUUGCUGCCAAAAGAGCGUGGAGAGACCCCCAUCACCACGGUCGGCCGAAAUUGGGCCACAAACUUCGUUAAUGACACCCUACCCUCAAAGCACGAUAUUCCAGGAGAUAUAAUUACGAACGAGUGGUUUGACCGUGUGCAAAAUACUAUACUCAAAUAUGGUAUUACCCCAGCGGAUAUCUUCAAUUUUGACGAAACCGGCUUCGCAAUGGGCCUUACGGCUACUGCUAAGGUUAUCACACGUGCGGAAUACCACGGAAGACGUGCUCUUUUACAGCCUGGUAAUCGUGAGUGGGUUACUGUGAUCAAGUGUAUCUGCUGUGAUGGAUAUGCGCUUCCACCAUAUAUCAUCUUUAAGAAUAAAAUCUUGAAUCUUGGAUGGGCACAUGGCCUUCCAUCUGAUUAG